GUAGUUCCUCAGGCAGAGGCUUGACUGCGUUUUAUGAACGCGAUUUUAGGAAGGAGUGGGCCUCCAGGUGCCACAGCAACCACUCCCCAGCUAAGCAAAGCAUGCGGCCCAGAAACGGACUGAUCAUAGUCGAUGGGAGCUGCCGUCCCUCCGCGCACAGCUGGUGGGCGCGGGGCAUGCUGGAAGGUACACAUGGCAUUCAGAGAUGUGGCUGUGGAUUUCUCCCAGGAGGAGUGGAGCCUGCUGAGCCCUGCUCAGCGGUCCCUGUACAGAGAGGUGAUGUUGGAGAACUACAGCAACCUGGUCUCUCUGGGAAUUCCAUUUUCAAAACCAAAGCUCAUCACCCAGCUAGAGCAAGGGAAAGAGACAUGGCGAGAGGAGAGAAAAUGUCCACAGGUUGCUUGUCCAGCACAGGUAAAGCUGGAACUCUGCCCUGGUCAUGUGUGCCCUCCAGAUCUUGCCAAUCAGAAAUCCCCUGUGCAGCACGUGCUAAGUCAUCAUGCCCCAUUGAUAUUUACAUGCCUGUGUGCGGAAAGUCAUGUUGACCGAGGGGACUCAUGUCAGGGGGCCCUGGAGAAGCAGCAUCAAGCCUCUGAUAAGAACUCCUGCAGAGAUAAAUCAGAAGGUGGAGAGAGAGAAAGCACAAGGCCUUCAUCUGGAAGGACAAAGAAAGGGAGUUUGGGAGCCCUCUCUAGGCCACCCCAAGGGCAGCCAGUCAACUCUCCCAAUGGCAUCAGAUGGGUAGAGAUGGAGGCCAGCCCAGCUCAAGCCAGGAGCACUGAAGAACCAGAGAAGUUGCUGAAAGGAAUAGAAAUCUUGGAAUUUGGAACGGUUAAUUGUGAAGAGUGUGGGCUGGGCUUCAGCAAGAUGACAAACCUGCUUAGUCACCAGAGGAUCCACUCAGGAGAGAAGCCGUAUGUGUGUGGGGUGUGUGAGAAGGGCUUCAGUCUAAAGAAGAGCUUAGCCAGACACCAGAAGGCACACUCUGGGGAAAAACCCAUUGUGUGCAAGGAGUGUUGGCGAGGUUUUAGCCGGAAGUCAACACUAAUCAUUCAUGAGAGGACACACUCGGGUGAGAAGCCUUACAUGUGUAGUGAGUGCGGACGAGGCUUUAGCCAGAAGUCAAACCUCAUCAUCCAUCAGAGAACACAUUCAGGGGAGAAGCCUUACGUGUGCAGGGAGUGUGGUAAAGGCUUUAGCCAGAAGUCAGCUGUUGUUAGACAUGAGAGUACACACCUAGAGGAGAAGAUCAUUUUGUGCAGUGACUGUGGCCUUGGCUUCAGUGACAGGUCAAACUUCAUCUCCCACCAACGGACACACUCUGGGGAAAAGCCGUAUGCUUGCAAGGAAUGUGGGCAGUGCUUCAGGCAGAGGACAACCCUUGUCAACCACCAGAGGACUCACUCAAAGGAGAAGCCUUAUGUGUGUGGUGUAUGUGGGCACAGCUUUAGCCAGAAUUCAACUCUCAUCUCUCACAGGAGGAUGCACACUGGGGAGAAACCAUAUGUGUGUGGGGUAUGUGGACGAGGCUUCAGUUUAAAAUCCCACCUCAACAGACACCAGAACAUUCACUCAGGGGAGAAACCUAUUGUAUGCAAGGAUUGUGGUCGAGGCUUCAGCCAGCAGUCGAAUCUCAUCAGACACCAGAGGACACACUCUGGAGAGAAGCCCAUGGUGUGUGAGGAAUGUGGACGAGGCUUCAGCCAGAAGUCAAACCUCAUCGCACACCAGAGGACACACUCAGGAGAGAAGCCUCGUGUGUGCUGA
Rattus rattus (black rat) is the source of this 1767-nucleotide messenger RNA. RefSeq names its product zinc finger protein 133 (gene Znf133). Gene Ontology annotation, cellular component: nucleus. Gene Ontology annotation, molecular function: histone H3K4 methyltransferase activity; histone H3K36 methyltransferase activity; recombination hotspot binding. Gene Ontology annotation, biological process: regulation of DNA-templated transcription; positive regulation of reciprocal meiotic recombination. NCBI's taxonomy places the organism in Eukaryota, Metazoa, Chordata, Mammalia, Rodentia, Muridae. The coding region runs from base 133 to 1767 and encodes 544 amino acids. The record is from RefSeq and is a predicted model, not a curated record. The transcript has 4 exons.